This is a messenger RNA of Dendrobium catenatum, 1689 nucleotides long. RefSeq lists its product as uncharacterized. NCBI's taxonomy places the organism in Eukaryota, Viridiplantae, Streptophyta, Magnoliopsida, Asparagales, Orchidaceae. The record is from RefSeq and is a predicted model, not a curated record. The coding region runs from base 7 to 1296 and encodes 429 amino acids. The transcript has 14 exons.
ACAGAGAUGGGGAAUCAUCUCGCCGGCUUCGGCUUCUGGAACAAGGAACCUCCGCCGCCGAUGGUUUUGGUGCCACCCAUCUUCGAUUUUCCCCCUCUCACUGCCCGCACAAGGAUGCUGGUUCCAGCUUAUGACUUGCUAUUUGGGAAGCUCGCACUGCGAUGCCUGUUUGAGGACUAUUUUGAAAAGACAAGGCAGUUGAACACUAUGAUUAUGCUGAAGCCAUUGGAAGAUCCUCAUGUGGAUUUGGUUGCGACGGUAUCUGGUUCCUUAGAUCGGAAAACUGGUGAGAAUGUUGUGGGGAAUGCCUUAUUUCGCUGGCAAAGGGAUUUAGAUGACCCGCACACUUUCAUGGAUAUUUUCAUAUCUACCAAUGAUCCCAUUUUACGCUUGAGGUCAUGUGCAUACUAUCCAAAAUUUGGAUUUGGGGCUUUUGGUAUAUUUCCAAUGCUAUCAGCGAACAGGUUACAGCCGGAAGAUUAUGGUGUCAUGGGCUUGAGAUAUGGAUCUGAAAAACUUUCUUUUGGUGCUAUGUUCAUGCCGUUUCCUGUAUCCAGGGAGACUCCAAUCUCUGCUUGGGUGGUUGGAAGAACAGGGAGGUUAAGCCUGGGUGUGAAGUAUGAUCCCCCAAAUGGAAGUAGACGUCCUAUGAAUUUCAAGGAUUUGAAGAGCUGGAGUUGUGCAAUCGGAUAUGGAUUGGGCUUAGGCAGUCCUUUGAGUCCAUCAUUUAAUUUCUCCCUUGAGCUUGUUAAACAAUCACAGUUAAUCGCAUCAUUCUAUCAGCAUGUUGUAGUACAAAGAAGGGUGAACAAUCCUUUUGAAGAAAAUCAAGUUGUGGGAAUCACCAACUACAUCGACUUUGGUUUUGAGUUAACAACAAGGAUUAAUGGAGAAAAAUCAGCUAGUACCGUAGAUGAUUCAUCAUUUCAAAUAGCUGCAUCUUGGCAAGCCAAUAAGAAUUUGUUGUUGAAGGGAAAGACAGGCCCCUCGAGCUCUGCUAUAACCUUGGCAUUUAAAUCUUGGUGGAAACCUUCAUUUACAUUUAGCAUAACAGCUAUUAAUGAUCGCCUAAUUGGGAUGACGUCUUAUGGGUUCGGCAUCCGAGUUGAGAAUAUUAGAGAACCCAGCUAUCAAAGAGCUGAUCCAAAUUAUGUGAUGCUUACCCCAAAUAAAGAGCAUUUAGCCGAAGGCGUUCUUCGGGAUUUCGGGAAGCGUCCAAUGUUCCAGUCCGAGAUCAACUCGGGCAACUAUGAUCAAUUACCAAGAGAGCUGAAGCCAAUUGGGAAGAUCUUCUAAUCCUUAAUCAUGGAGCUCAGAUUCAGGACAAGUCAGGGACUUCGCAGAAGCUCCAGCUGAAUUGUAGCUAAGAGUUGCUCUUCUGAAAUAGGCAUCUAACAGAGUACCACAGACGACCUGAUUAGUUUUUUACUUCUUUCAUAGAAAAUGUAGAUCAAAUGAGCUAUUUUUUAUUUUUUUUAAUGUCAAAUAAGGGGUUCAAGUAGAGGGAUUUUGUCAUCCUGAAGAUGAUUAUAGCUUAUUUUAGCAAUAAUCAUAUUGUCUUAAUCCUUAUUUGAUUUUCCCAUGUCCCAAAAUAUAUUAGUGUCUUAUUGAGUUUUCUGUGAUCGAUAAAAUGUUUGAAUUAUGUUUUGUUUUUCAACAUGUUGUAUAAGCUUACUGAAAUGUUCGGCA